AUGGUGACCAAUUCCGACAUCGUUCUAAGCGGUUCACUGUGCGGAAACGUCGUCGAACUGCUUCCAAAACAGCUUUAUUUCGCAUCAUUCAAAGUACCUCCUCACAAAGCUGAUCCACAUGUUCGCUAUAUCGAUCUGGACAACCGUGUGCAUUAUGAGCCCUUCUAUGGCGAUUUCGGUCCCCUCAACCUUUCCGUUCUAUACAGGUUUACGCGAUAUCUUCACGGUCUUGUCGAGGCUCAACGCAAACGAAAAAUCGUGGUCUACACUGAUGACGAUGAUCGAAACCGUGUCAAUGGAGCCUAUAUUAUGGGAUCGUACAUG
Molecule: messenger RNA, 324 nt
Organism: Ostertagia ostertagi
Lineage: Eukaryota; Metazoa; Nematoda; Chromadorea; Rhabditida; Trichostrongylidae
Source: the annotation of a GenBank genome assembly